Penaeus indicus is the source of this 1184-nucleotide messenger RNA. RefSeq lists its product as uncharacterized. NCBI's taxonomy places the organism in Eukaryota, Metazoa, Arthropoda, Malacostraca, Decapoda, Penaeidae. The transcript has 4 exons. The coding region runs from base 89 to 655 and encodes 188 amino acids. The record is from RefSeq and is a predicted model, not a curated record.
CCGCCUUACACCCGCCUGCGUUGGAUCCCCCUAUAGUGCUUGCUGUACUUGAGUGUUUCUCCAGGAAGUGUAUUUGCUAUUGGUGAUAAUGGCUUCCGCGACGACCCCUUUGUGCUUGAGCCUCUUCCUGCUGGCGGUCCUCGCGCCCGCCCUCGGCUACUCCUGGGGCAGCAGCUACGAGAGCUACGACCACGACUACUACCACCCGCGGUCGUACCAGAGGCAGGCGGAGCCCCGGAGCCUGUUCGCGAGAGCCCGGAGCAUCAUGCCCCGCUUCGCCGACGUGGCCGCCGAGACCGCCACUUCGCUGGCCAUCCCGGCCCUGGUCGUGCUGGCCUUCUCCGCCCUGUGGCCCGAACACCACUACUACAGGGUCAAGCGCGACUCGGGGGAAGUGACCACACCCACUGAGGAGCUGACCGAACACAUGAUGAACGUGUACUUCGCGGCCAUGGAAUCAGACGAGUGCUUGCAGCGUGUGGUUUGCGAACUUGGUGCUUCCGCUAAAUCCCUGAAGCCGCAUAACCAGAACAUUAUCGUCUCAAUGCUCGGCAGUGUUUCAUCCAAGAAGUACGCCUCCCUCUUCGAGAAAUUCAAGUCUGGAAUGAACUCUGAAAGAUGUCAGAAAAUAGGAUGCGGUUUUUUGGAUAACUGAAAUCAUCAGGGAUAAAAAAAAUCCUGGAAAGGGUUUCAGAAGUCUUUUUUUUUAGAUUUUUCCCCUUUACAUAUAUAUGGAAUUAUUAUGAUAAUUCGUAUCUGUUUUAGAAUUUAGUUCUUGUAUGAUGAAUACUGUGUUGUUGCCAUUUUCGUUAUCUGUUAUCUGUAUUCGUCUAUAGAAUUAAAUUAUAUAUUUGUGUAUUGAUAUCACAAACCCACAUAACAAAACGAUAAACAAGUGAAUAAUAUGAUUUAAUUUUCGUCACGUAAUAUCAAAAUCUAUUCACUUGUUUAACAUUUAUAUUCGUAAAAAAUAAUUAUUACGAAGAAAAGUGUGUGGGUUUGUAAUUCCGAUAAAACUCUGAUAAACAAACCAACCUCUGAUAGCUUUAAUAUUACAACUGAAUUCUCAUGUUCUCUAUUUAUUACAUUUAGCUAUAAGUAUCGACCUUCAUUUGUUUGUUAAUCUAUCUUUGUUUCAUUUGAUUGUUAAGUGUUUUUUGUUGACUUUAUUAAUAGAAAUAUGU